AAAGAAGGAAGAUUCCAUAUCAUGUAUCAGUAGCUUUAAAAAGUCAAAGUCUGAAUUAUCGUCUGGGCGUUUACCAUCUCCAAUCAAGGAUUCUUUCUUUAUAACGAAAUCUGUACUUUGGGGAUAAUUUCAAUGUCUUGAUCUCUUGACUAGUCUUACCAGACACAUAAACAUACAAGGGAAAUCAUCAUCUUGAGCUGUUUUUUUAGUUGAAUUUUCUUUUGCGUAACUAGAUUAAAUUCAGGAAGAUUUUAACAUCUUCCUCGUUUCCCUCGUCCUCAAUCUUAUAUAUAGACAUGCAAAUGUAUAUAGGUUUUGAAAAGAACAAGAAUUAAUACAUUGGAAAUACUAGUUUCUUAGGAAUUUUUUUUGUUCCCUUCUUUGUGGUUGAUCGAAAAUGUAUGUUGUGAGGCCUCUCUCUGAAUAUAACAAGAAUCCUGAUGCUCUUUCACAGCCCCCUGAUGGUCCAAAUUCAGGAUACAUGGUAAUCCUAGAUAAGGAAGCAGAAACUUAUUCUUUCUUUGGACUGUUCAAGAAUCAUUCCCUCAAAGGCUUCCCUUUCCCUCAGAACAAGGAGUUAACUAUUUGUUAUACACAGAGUAAUGGCCAAAACUCAUCAUCUACUUCUUAUGAUGACACUAUCCUCAUCCCAGUUCUGAAUCUUCCCUUGUCUUCCAACCGGUAUUAUGCAAUCAAGCCACUUGGAAAACACAAAGGAGAAGCAUUCACUUGCUCAAGGGAAGAAGACAUGGUGACCUGCUGUUUCUGCACCUCUAUUCAAGACACCAAGCCGAAGCCAUUCGACCCGAAAAAUGUUUAUCAGCAGUUUGAGAUUAAUGUAAAAGAGUACUUCCUAGCUGGCAAGGGAUACUUCUAUGCCAAAUCUGUUGCACCUGAUGGUUUUCCUCCCUACUUCUUGCGGCGAAAAGGUUGGAGGAUUCGGGCCGAAACACCCAAAAAAUACAAACUUGAUGAAGUUGCUCCUGGUCUUAAUGCCUCAUUGCGUGCUCGCAGGCCAGACAUCGAUUUCUUGCCAUCAUACAGAACUUCUGAGGCUGUUGUUGUGGGGAAAUGGUAUAGUCCUUUCAUGUUUGUCAAGGAAAGCACACUUACAUUAAGGGAUCAAGUGGAAAGAUCACCUUUUUAUCAGGUGACAUUAGAGCAAAGGUGGGAGCAGAUCUUUUCGAGCCGAAAUCACUACCAUGAAGGCAAAUCUGUGAAUGUUGAUGUCAAUCUUGAUCGAGAAACAGUCUAUGUUGCUGGAAACAAAGUCGAUUGGGAUGACAGAAACGCGGUAGAGGGUGUAAUAUGGUUCAGGAGUUAUGGCAAAGCUGCAGGUGAAGAAACAACUAUGGGGCUGAGUGUAGAAUUAGUCCAGAGAAUGAAAUGGGAGGCGGAAAGAGGCGGAUGGAAAGACGGGAAAGGAAGGCAAGUGAAGGUGGAAAGAACCGAGAAAUUCGAAGGAAAGGGCGAUUGGAAUGAGUUCGGAUGCUAUGUGUUGGUUGAAAGCUUUAUCAUCAGGAGAUUGGAUGGAACUGUGGUUCUGAAUUGGGAUUUUAGGCACACUCAACACAUUAAAAGCUUAUGGAACUAAGUGUACUUGAAGAUCAUAGGCGAUUCCAGGAGCUAGGAUUUUCAACUUGAAGCUCUGGUUUUCGGUAUUAUGAUAGAGGACUAACAACUAUAAACUCUGGAAAUGGAUUUCCAGGCAUUAUUCUGAUGUCAGGAAUUCAACCAAGAACAAUGAAAUUCAUGCGGUGAAGCCUUGAAGAUGAUGAUGAUGAUCAAAUCCAACAGAAGACUAAAGUAAAUAGACGCCAUUAUCUCUGUACUACGUUGUUGUAUCUAUGUACUGUUUCUCUUUGCUAAUUUAUUCAACUUGUUCUUUCUUUUCAUAUUGUACUACCUUAUAGUCUAAAAUCAGCAUAACUAGCAAUGGAUUUUGAUUUGUUCAACUUGGAUUCUUAAAAAAAAGGACUAACUGCUUCCAGA
Messenger RNA from Oldenlandia corymbosa var. corymbosa, 1992 nucleotides. NCBI's taxonomy places the organism in Eukaryota, Viridiplantae, Streptophyta, Magnoliopsida, Gentianales, Rubiaceae. The record is from the annotation of a GenBank genome assembly.